UGCCUCCGUCUGCGGUGAAGGUGACACUCUCCGUCUCCUCCAGGCAGCGGCUUUCGGGGGGUUCCAGCUUUGAUAUUGUCCCGCAAUGUCUCCCGGAGGGAAAUCCGUGUUCACCAGCGUCCCGCAGGCCCCGCCCGUGGCUGUGUUCCAGCUCACGGCGGAUUUCCGCGCCGAUGGGGACCCGCGCAAGGUCAACCUGGGAGUGGGAGCCUAUCGCACAGAUGAGGGGCAGCCAUGGGUCCUGCCAGUGGUUCGGAAAGUGGAGCAGAUGAUUAACAAGGACCUCAGCUUGAACCACGAGUACCUGCCCAUCCUGGGCCUGCCAGAAUUUCGUUCCAAUUCCUCACGAAUUGCCCUAGGAGACGACAGCCCAGCCAUCAAGGAGAACAGGGUGGGGGGUGUCCAGUCCUUGGGGGGCACAGGGGCUCUCCGUAUUGGAGCAGAGUUCUUGAGACGCUGGUACAAUGGAACCAACAACACUGCAACCCCUGUCUACAUCUCUUCUCCUUCCUGGGAGAACCACAACUCUGUUUUCAUGGAUGCUGGGUUCAAGGACAUCCGAACCUAUCGCUACUGGGAUGCUGCAAAGAGGGGUCUGGACAUCCAGGGAUUCCUGGAGGACUUGGAGAAAGCUCCGGAGUUCUCCAUCUUCGUCAUCCAUGCUUGUGCUCAUAACCCAACUGGCACAGACCCCACACAGGAGCAAUGGAAACAAAUUGCUGCCGUUAUGAAGCGCCGGUUCCUGUUCCCCUUCUUUGACUCUGCCUACCAAGGCUUUGCCUCGGGUUCUCUGGACAAAGAUGCCUGGGCUGUCCGCUACUUCGUUUCUGAAGGCUUCGAACUCUUCUGUGCUCAGUCCUUCUCCAAAAACUUUGGCCUGUACAAUGAGCGUGUGGGGAACCUGACUGUUGUUGCGAAGGAUGCUGACAAUGUGCAGCGCACCUUGUCUCAGAUGGAGAAGAUUGUCCGCACCACCUGGUCAAACCCCCCCUCGCAGGGCGCACGUAUUGUGGCUACGACACUCACUACUCCAGAACUUUUUGAUGAGUGGAAAGGGAAUGUGAAGACCAUGGCAGAUCGAGUCUUGCUGAUGCGGGCAGAGCUCAGGUCUCGUCUUGAGAAGCUGCAGACACCGGGCACCUGGAAUCACAUCACGGAGCAGAUUGGCAUGUUUAGCUUCACUGGCCUCAAUCCUAAGCAAGUACAGUUCAUGAUCAAGGAGAAACACAUCUACCUGAUGGCCAGCGGCCGCAUAAACAUGUGUGGCCUGACCACGAAGAACCUGGAUUACGUUGCCAGCUCCAUCCACGAGGCCGUCACCACAAUCCAGUAAAUCGGUUGCAUGUAACUUUCCCCCUACGUUUUGGGUUGUUUUAAAACCAACAGCAGCCUUUGGAAAGUGGGAGUUUUAGGCAAAGAAAUAGAACACUAUUGCCUCUUGCCACUUUUCUGGUUAAAAUUCUACCACUCUCUGAAGCUGCUAUCAGCCCCCCUCCCCACUGCCUCAGUGUGGGAGAACAGAGUACCCAUUUCUUCCUUUGGCUAGAGAGAAUGGAGUAGAAAAGUGGCUGUGGAGUGAGAAAGGGUUAAGCUGCCCCCCCCCCAAGCAUCCCUAAGUUUUUGAAAAACCCAAAACAGUGGAAGAAAGAAACACACAACUGCAUGUAACAUCUAGUUUGGCCCUAUGAAACAAGAAAAACUGAAUCCCUCCAUACUGUAACACAUAGUUUGUCUGCUCCACCAACAGAGCUAAUCUCCCAUACCUCUUUGCUCAAUAUUAAUUGAGAACAGCACUUUUGUCUGCAUAGCUUCUUCCUGUCUUUUCAAUGGCCCUCGGUUUGUGUGUGUGAGCAGGUGGCAGUGGGAAUUUUCCUUCUUGGGGUCCACUUUGUACACUUGGUAUUAACAGCACCUAACUCUGGAAUCCAAGCACAUGGCCUUGUCUGCGUCUCUGUUUGCACUUUAUGUAACCAACCCUCUCUGGCCCAUGCCUGCUCCAGUGGAAGGGUUGGGCAUUGUGGGAUAUGUACCAAAAACGACUGGUCUCCUUGUAUGAGCUGCGCGGGUUACUUCAGGGAGCGAGGCUGGUGCCGCUUCCCUGGUUUCCAGCCUUGCACAAGCAAAGAUUGUAAUCUUAAGAACCACCUUUUCUGUCAGUACAACCAAUAAAACAUCUCUUCAUGCCA
Messenger RNA from Podarcis muralis (Common wall lizard), 2186 nucleotides. RefSeq names its product glutamic-oxaloacetic transaminase 1 (gene GOT1). Lineage: Eukaryota; Metazoa; Chordata; Lepidosauria; Squamata; Lacertidae. Gene Ontology annotation, cellular component: cytosol. Gene Ontology annotation, biological process: L-aspartate biosynthetic process. The record is from RefSeq and is a predicted model, not a curated record. Gene Ontology annotation, molecular function: pyridoxal phosphate binding; L-aspartate:2-oxoglutarate transaminase activity.